CUGGAGGCUGGUUCCGGAGGGCGUGGGAUCCUGCAGAGUGAGGAUUUAAACCCCAAGGUGAUGGCAAAACAUCUGAAGUUCAUUGCCAGGACUGUGAUGGUACAGGAAGGAAAUGUGGAAGGUGCAUACAGGACCCUAAACAGAAUUCUCACCAUGGAUGGGCUCAUUGAGGACAUUAAGCGACGGCGGUACUAUGAAAAGCCUUGUCCCCGACGACAGAGGGAAAGCUAUGAAACCUGCCGGCGGACCUACAACAUGGAAAUGGCUCGAGAGAUCAACUUCUUGAUGCGAAAGAAUCGGGCAGACCCAUGGCAGGGCUGCUGAGGCUUGUGGAUUGUAGGCCCAGUAUGAAAAUCCCUCUCCAGCUGUCUCCUUCCUAUCUCAAACCCCAUUUUUUCUCCCCUUUUUUAUAA
Molecule: messenger RNA, 413 nt
Organism: Prionailurus viverrinus (fishing cat)
Lineage: Eukaryota; Metazoa; Chordata; Mammalia; Carnivora; Felidae
Product: 28S ribosomal protein S21, mitochondrial-like
Exons: 1
Coding region: 61-324 (87 amino acids)
Biological process (GO): translation
Cellular component (GO): ribosome
Molecular function (GO): structural constituent of ribosome
Source: RefSeq, a predicted model, not a curated record